AUGUCGCGCCCAUUCCCAUACACCUUCAUUUCCUGUCCAUGUGCAGACACGCCGGUUCCAGAUCCUGCUCGCAAGCGGAGGUCUCGAGAGUCUCCUCGCAAACCCACUGCCGAGCCGCCAACAGACCCCGACCACCACAAGUCAAAUACACAACAAGCGGAUGAAGUUGGGCAGAGCGACGAGGAAGACGACGAGCAAACGUUUGACCCCCGAUCGCCUCGCUCGAACUUUUCGCUGUAUCCACCUGAGCAGUUGUUGUACUGCGAGGAUUGUCACCAGAUCAAAUGUCCACGAUGCAUCACCGAAGAAAUUGUGAGUUGGUACUGUCCCAAUUGCUUGUUCGAGACUCCAAGCAGCAUGGUGCGCAGUGAUGGUGGUCGUUGCGGCCGGAAUUGUUUCAAUUGUCCUAUCUGCACGGCACCCUUGACUGUGAGCACGAUUGAGAGCGUGACCGGCAACGCAAGCGGUCAUGGCCCCUGGGUACUCUCAUGUGGCUACUGUAUGUGGACGACGCUUGAUAUUGGCAUCAAGUUUGAUAAACCCACCAAUAUCCGCGCCCAAUUGCAAAAGAUGACCGACUCAUCCCCGGCCACUGGCUACGAUGCUAGGUCACGUCAGGGCUCGCGAGCAUUUGCGGAUUUAAAAUCCCCCUUGUCAAACUUCGCAUCCAUUGACGAGCAGUCUGCGGCGACUGAGCGGGAAGCCGAGCGAGAGGUAUCCAACGAAGAUGCCUCGUCCAUCCCUCAGCUAGGUGCAGAAGCUCGCUUUGCUGCACUAAAGAACUUCUACCGAACGCAAAUUUCGGAGACGUCCAACUCACCCAACGAUCCCCUUAGCUCCGAGUUUGGAUUCUCCUCGCCGGGGGCCUUGAACCGGCUCAUGUCUCUGUACGCUUCAUCGUCUCGUCUUAGCGGACUCUAUGGCGGUAACAAGAAACAAAAGUCCAAGCCACCCGUCAUGCGCGAGGCCCUGACGGCUGCCGAGGGUUUACGCAUCGGCUCUGGAGACUCUGACACGGCGAUCAUCGAGCGUAUCGCUUCGGCCGAGUGCGGUUGGGAUGGCGUGGCUUCAAUGAGCCAGCGGACAGACCAAUCGCCCGACGUCCGCUUCGUGGACGAACUCCUGCCGCUUCCUGCGCUUUUGCGCACGAAACGUGCCAAGCGCUGCAGGUCAUGCAAGCACAUCCUCGUCAAACCAGAGACCAAGCCUCAGUCCACCCGGUUCCGAAUCCGCCUCAUUGCUCUGAGCUAUAUCCCUCUCCCCACGCUCCGACCCCUGGCUCAACCUGCUAUGUCUCCCGUGACACCGACGGCGUCAACCCCGGACUUGAAUGCGCUUUCACCAUUACGAACAUACCACGUCCUUCUCACUCUCAAGAACCAUAUGUUUGAUCCCGUCCGCAUCACCCUUGCAACGCCCUCCGUGACACCAGGCUCCGUCGCGACCAAGGUCACCGUUCUUUGUCCCCAAUUCGAAAUCGGCGCCAACAGCGACGUCUGGGUCGAGGCACUUCAGAAUGCCACGGCUCCCUUGAGCGAUCGGAUUUCGAGCAUGCGUGGCGGAGAAAAAGUUCCCGAAGCGGGCAAAGUCUGGGAAAAGGGUCGAAACUGGACGACAGUCGUACUGGAAGUGGUUCCGGGGACUUUGCCAGGUAUGAAUACCGAGGACGGCGAGACCGAAGUCGAUCCUGGGAAAGCUUUGACGCUGCAGAACGACGAGGAUAUACUCGAGAUCCCGGUCUUUGUGCACAUGGAAUGGGAUGCCGAGGCUCAGCUGGAACAGCAGAAUGUUGGAAAGGCUUCGAAGCCGGAUGACCUUGUCGCUCGCGAAUUGGCUUACUGGAUGGUUCUUGGUGUUGGUCGAAUCCAACCUUACUAG
Penicillium diatomitis is the source of this 1878-nucleotide messenger RNA. Its product is annotated as putative dynactin Arp1 p62 subunit RO2. Bases 1 to 1878 code for a protein of 625 amino acids. Lineage: Eukaryota; Fungi; Ascomycota; Eurotiomycetes; Eurotiales; Aspergillaceae. The transcript is spliced from 2 exons. Gene Ontology annotation, cellular component: dynactin complex. The record is from RefSeq and is a predicted model, not a curated record.